This is a messenger RNA of Venustampulla echinocandica, 1173 nucleotides long. RefSeq lists its product as uncharacterized. Bases 1 to 1173 code for a protein of 390 amino acids. The record is from RefSeq and is a predicted model, not a curated record. Lineage: Eukaryota; Fungi; Ascomycota; Leotiomycetes; Helotiales; Pleuroascaceae. The transcript is spliced from 3 exons.
AUGUCGACAACCUUCCAGAUCGUUACAGAAGGACGUGUUUACGUCUUCAGCAGACGGGAGUUGAAGUUUGAGGUCACUAUAGAGAAAGCGCAUAAACUUCUCCGGGGGACAUCGAAGGCUGAAAAGUGGCUCUUACGAGACGACGUUGUGAAACCUUUCGGUGAUAGACGCCAGAAUCUGAGAUUUGUCUGUACAUUUAACUUGGAUCAGGACCUUCUCUCCUACUCGGACGAGACUGGCCAUAUCCAACUUCCCUUGGCUCGUCUACGCGAGCUUGACUCUGAUCCUUUGCAACGAUCCGAAUUCACUCCCUUUGAAAUAGUGUCUCCUCCCAAACUGGACCUCGCUGAGUUUCCCCCGCCGUACCAGAAACCUUCAACGCCUAUACGCGAACGCUGUCUUGCCUUGUCUUCACGUGUUCUUUUAGACUUCGCAGACCAAUGGCGCCACAUACUCCGAUCCUCCUAUGCAGAAUCUACCUUUCGGAGACUCGCAAAGGCGAUUGUCAGUAUAGCAACAAACGAUUUUCGGGUCGAUGAGGUUUUCACGAAGCAGCACAUCGACUUUAGAAGUUUCUACAUCACCGUUCUCGAUGUACCGUCUUGGGAACCCUACGAGCGCCACCUGUUCAGUAUUGGAGGCACCACGGUCGUUCUCCAUCAAGACCUUCAGACUGCACUGAAGAUUGCGAAGGAUGAGGCAAGGGAGAGCAGGAAGGUCAUGAAUCCGAGUGAUGGCACCGAGCAGCGUACGUACUUACUUUUGUCGGUACGACAUAUGCUGGUCUGCCACGUCGAUUCCACUGGAACUUUCUCAUACACAGCCCCAACAACUCUCAUGGACGGCCUCACUCUACCUUCCCCUUCCGCUAUAAAUCUUCUCCUUCAAGCCCUCUCACCAUCUCGGCCUCCGGCCCACACACCUGUUCAUAGCCUCCCUUUGGAAAUUCAAGACCGAAUCUUGGAACGCGUUUCAGAAGGCCUGGUCGAAGCUGCAAGGCUCGGAUGCGUUUUGGGUCUAGGUUCCCCGUUUACAUGGAUGAGGGCUGUUGAUUGGCCGAGGCGAGGUGGCCCCGUUGAACUUUUUAUCUCUCCUUCGCAUCGCAAUGAAUACUCGCCUGUUGAGUCGAAGAUUUGCUUUGGGGAUGUGUUUAGCGGGGUGUCGUAUCGGUGA